GAGGGUCGGGUGAUCCGCCGACUCGUCUGCCUUACUGAACGUGUUGAAGACCUCGUCACAGAGUUUGACAGACGUGUGACGCUGGGUAUCGACUCAGAUGAUGAUACUAGCUUGAACGACUCCGAGGACGACAGGAGGUACCGAUCGUACAAGAAAUUAGCCACUUGGUGUCCAACAGUUCGUAAGCUUGUACACUCCGAGGUUGAGAACAGGGAGCUCUCUUACAUAUACAGCAAGUUAAAUAAAGGCGCUGAUGGAGCAAGGGGUGAUGAUACGACACGGCUCAAAGUUGUUGUUGCCUCAUGGUUGAUGCAACAAACCCCACAUCCGACCCCCAUCAUCCAUGGGCAGAACAAAUUGGGUCGCGGAUUUAACAAUGAUGCAACUGGACGGCUCAUAUGCCCCGUCGAUUACGACUGGAAUGAUCCAGUCGUCCAACAAAGCAUCAGGGAUUAUCACCCUGAUUAUCGAGUUACGGCUCACUCGUGGCCUUCUUUUUUAUAUAAGGACGAAACAUACGACCCACUGAAACCUACAGAUGGUUUAUUCAAAGGGCAAUUCCUUUUAAAGACAUUCAAAUACAUCUUCACGUCUCCCACUUCUGCAGAGAUGGACGAGCAAGAGCAGCUCAGCCCGGAAGUACUUUCCACACAGGGUCGUCCAAAGCAGCGAAGGACCAAUGGCGAAUGCCGCACUCGUUCCAACCUUAGGUUUGCUUUGUCUAGCACGGGAUCAUGGCGUAUUGUAGACGACGAGUUCAACCAUCAAGAGUUCUACGACAAUAUCGUUGACUUCUUCGAGCUUGCCGUGACAUCAGACGCAGCUAAGGAAGUAGAAGACCUCUUACUUUGGUGGAACCGCAAGGUUUUCGGACGCAAGCAUGUGUCCACCUAUCGGCCCCAAAGAGUUGAACAACUCUCCGUUGCUCGGUGUUCGGCCAGACAUUAG
This is a messenger RNA of Suillus plorans, 948 nucleotides long. RefSeq lists its product as uncharacterized. The annotation marks the transcript as partial. The record is from RefSeq and is a predicted model, not a curated record. NCBI's taxonomy places the organism in Eukaryota, Fungi, Basidiomycota, Agaricomycetes, Boletales, Suillaceae. The transcript has 7 exons.